CUUCCAAUCAACGUCAGAUAAUUCGAUUCAAGUCAUAUCUACAAAUCUCCACCUUGACCUGGAUCCUUCCACUGAAUCUUUGAUGUACUCUGAUCCUCUCUCUCCUACCUCAAUGCCCCUAAGGCAUGAGGGUGGAUUCAUUGACUCUGGACAUUCAGCAAACUCAUAGGCAUCUCGAUGGCUCAAAACCUCGGGCGGUAUCUGGGGGUUCCUGUUCUCCAAGGACGAGUAACCAAGCAGAGAUAUAAAUAUGUGGUGGACAUAAUAGGUUAAAAAAAAUUAGCAGGAUGGAAAGCUUAAUUAUUAGUCCUAACCGUAUGGGUCACUUUAGCUCUCUCCGUUCUUAAUGCUAUUCCUUCCUAUAUCAUGCAAACCUCAAUUUUGUUUGAUUUUGUUUGUGACUAUCUUGACAAAAAGAUUCAAGACUUUGUAUGGGGGCUCGAAGGAGGGUCAUCGGCGUAUCCUCCUUGUUUUUCGGGAGGAGGUGUGAAAAACAAAGGAUCAAGGUGGCUUAUAUCUCCUUAGCACUCGCUAUCUCAGUAUGACCUUCAUGAUGAAGCUAGGAUGAAAUAUCCUAGCUUAGAGAAAAUUGCUUAGAGAUGGCGCAGUUUUUUAUGAAAACCGCAUUAGGAGGGAGCGGUCUGAUAAACCGCGUUGGGAAGCAGCAGUUCACAUGCAAACCAAAUGCCCCCUGCAGUUUGUAUAUAUAUAUAAAAAAUUGCAAAUACGAAACAAUAAAUUUAUAUAGUCUAGUGGAUGGAAGCUGGUUAUGUGUUUGUUCAAAUCAUGGGUUUGAACCUUAGUCUAAGCAGUUUCUUCUUAAAUUCCCUUUCAGUUUUAUUAUAUGUUAAUGCUUUUUCAAUUUUCCAAAUGAACUUAACUUUAAGCUCGAGUAUCUGAUCAUAGCGAAUUUGUUUUUUAUUCUGCCAUAAUUUUUCAAGAUCUUGCAAGCCACAGGCGGUUUGGUCCUGUCUUCGUCCCGAAAAAAACGUCGUUUUCUACCUCGAACGAGCUUUUUUCCGAUUUCGCCAAACUUUGAACGGCCAUGACUUUGUGUUCCGCACUCUGAACAUCAUGAAUUUUUUUUUGUUUCAUUUCGCAUAAUUUGUUAAGGACUACAACUUUUACUAGGAAGGAAUUUUUCAAAAUAUUAAUUAUAUUUGAUAUACGAGAGUUUGAGAAUAACUUUACCUUCAGUUUUCACAAAUUCACGUACAUUCAGAAAUUAUUAAUGGCUAUGAUAAAAAUUGUAUUUCUUAAAAAAAGUAGAGAAAGACAAGAGACUGCCCAAAUUAUCAAACAAACAUAUAAACUUCUAGCCUACUAUGUAAUAUGUAUUAUCAAAUGGAAUGAUUACACCUUUUGUUUUACCUGGAUAUAGACAACACAAACAAUGUGUUUGGUUGUUCUAAGUAAAACCCAGAACCCGCAUUUUUAUCACUUUAACCUAUUCCACUAUUCUUCCUUGUGUCGCCACUUCCACCCAUAUCUCCUCCAAAAUGAGAAUAACAGUGGACGAACCAACGCAAAACCGAAUCCAUUGCACCACAUAUAAAAACCAAACCCUAUACCUCCAGCAUCAUCAUUCAUGCAACCAUGUCUUCUCGCACUCAUCAUCUCCUCGUCCUCCUCUACGCCGCCGCCGCCGCCUUCCACGUCGUCGUCCUAAGCGAGCUCGACUACGUGGUCGUCAACAACGCCCCGGACACCCCCGGCGGAGGCCGGUUCAUGGACGACAUCGGCGUCGACUACGCCCGUUCCCAACUGUCCUCCGCCGCGGACUUCGUCCUCAACCACGUCUUCCUCCAGCACAACGCCACCGACCGGCGAGGGUACCAACAGGUCAAGCUCUUCGUCAACAAGUUCAACGCGUCCCACGUGGCGUACACGGGCGCCAACGAGAUCUACUUCAGCGCCGACUUCAUCGGGACCUACUCGGGCCCGGACCUCAAGAGGGAGUUCUCCGGGCUGCUGUACAGGGAGAUGGCGCACGUGUGGCAGUGGAACGGCGGCGGGAAGGCGCCGUUUGGGUUGGUGGAAGGGAUCGCCGGUUACGUGAGGUUGAAGGCUGGUCUGGCGCCGGAGUACUGGGUGGGGCCCGGCGGCGGGGAGAGGUGGGACCAAGGGCUUGACGUGACGGCGAGGUUUGUGGAGUAUUGUGAGGGUGUGAGGAAAGGUUUUGUGGCGGAGAUGAAUCGGAGGAUGAAGGUUGGGUAUGGCGAUGGGUAUUUUGAGGAGGUGUUGGGGAAGGAAGUGGAGGUGGCGUGGAGGGAUUACAAGAGCAAGUAUGCGAAGAAGACAAAAACCCGCCGCGGUAGGUGAAUGAAGUUGAAGCAAAAACACUAGAAUCGUUCGUGUUUGAUGGGUGGUGGGGGGUUUGGUUUCUGGAUUUGUGUGGCCCUUUCGAAUCUGUGUUUGGUUUGGACAAAUUUUCACAUCUUUUGAUUCGUUUCAAGAAUUAUAUUGUGUUGGAUUUGAUCGUUGAUUCUCGGUCGCGUGCUGCUGUUAAUUCAUCUUCACAGGCCACCGUGUCCCCAUGUCGUGACGACCACCCAAACUUGUGGUCACUUGGAACAAGAUAACAUGGCAAUUAGGGGGGUGUAUGCGGGUCGGUUUGUUCGGGUUUUAAGUAUUUUAAUCAUCCGACCCAUGCACUACGGUUUGGGAAUUAUCAAACCCAAACCCACCUAAAAAAAAUUUAAACCUUACGGUUUGUUUAUAAUUGGGUUGGGUUGGGUCGGGUUGGCGAUAUUUUUAAGUAAAAACCCAACCCGACAUAAAAUAUAUAAUUAUUAAACAUCAAAAAAAUAUUUUAUAAUUAAUUAAAAUUUCAAACAAAUAAACCGAGGUGAAAGGUAUCAAAAUUCACAAAUGUUGGUUUGAGUUUUAAUAAAAUGUGAUUUACUUC
Messenger RNA from Linum trigynum, 2908 nucleotides. The record is from the annotation of a GenBank genome assembly. NCBI's taxonomy places the organism in Eukaryota, Viridiplantae, Streptophyta, Magnoliopsida, Malpighiales, Linaceae.